Molecule: messenger RNA, 1530 nt
Organism: Quercus lobata
Lineage: Eukaryota; Viridiplantae; Streptophyta; Magnoliopsida; Fagales; Fagaceae
Product: probable serine/threonine-protein kinase PBL23
Exons: 5
Coding region: 227-1378 (383 amino acids)
Biological process (GO): protein phosphorylation
Molecular function (GO): protein kinase activity; ATP binding
Source: RefSeq, a predicted model, not a curated record
UUUCCUGAGGGACCAGCGAGAAGAUCUGGUUUUUCCGGGGCCUAGCAAAUUGAUAGGGAGAAAUGGAUUGAUUUCUUCAUUUCAAACUACAUUUCUAGUGCAAAUUGAAUUUGAUCGAACAUCUAUAGACGUGCCCGUAAAAAGUUUUACGACAAUUCAAUGCAAGGUUUUGAUGAUCUUUUGAAUGUGGAUGUGGAAGGGUUGAAGCUGUAGAGGGAAGAGGAAGAUGAACUGCUUUAGUUGUUGUAUGUCACAAGAGAAAAUCAACAGAAGGUCAUUGAAAAAAAGCAUUAAGGAAUACCACGACACCAAAACUUUAGCCUCAUUCACUAAGCUCUCCUUCAAAUCUGAUAGCAGUAGGCGACGGUACAUAACUGAAGAGCUACAGAAGAUUGGAAAGGGAAAUAUCUCUGCUAGGAUUUUCACUUUCCGUGAGUUGUGUGUCGCAACUCAAAACUUCCACCUUGACAAUCUACUAGGUGAAGGAGGCUUUGGGAGGGUGUACAAAGGAAUCAUUCCUAGCACGAAUCAAGUUAUUGCAGUUAAGCAACUCGACAGGAAUGGAUUCCAAGGAAACAGAGAAUUUCUUGUAGAGGUUUUGAUGUUGAGUCUUCUUCACCACCCUAACCUUGUCAAUUUGGUUGGAUAUUGUGCUGAUGGGGAACAGAGGAUUUUAGCUUAUGAGUACAUGCCCAAUGGUUCUUUGGAGGAUCACCUUCUUGAGGCACCUCCCGACGCAGAGCCUUUGGAUUGGAAUACCAGAAUGAAAAUUGCUGAAGGUGCAGCCAGAGGGCUUGAAUACUUACAUGAAACAGCUGAUCCCCCAGUGAUAUAUCGUGAUUUCAAAGCAUCAAACAUACUAUUGGAUGAGAAUUUCAAUCCGAAGCUUUCUGAUUUCGGCCUUGCAAAGCUAGGUCCAACCGGGGAUAAGACCCAUGUCUCUACCAGGGUGAUGGGAACCUAUGGCUACUGUGCACCAGAGUAUGCACUCACAGGCCAGUUAACCACAAAAUCUGAUGUGUACAGCUUUGGAGUAGUGUUUUUGGAGAUUAUCACAGGAAGAAGAGUCAUUGACAAUGCAAGACCCUCGGAAGAGCAGAAUCUAGUUACUUGGGCACAACCACUAUUUAAAGAUAGGAGAAAGUUUACGUUAAUGGCUGACCCGCUGCUUGAAGAUAACUACCCUGUAAAGGGUCUAUACCAAGCUCUGGCAGUGGCAGCCAUGUGUCUCCAAGAAGAAGCUGAUACUCGGCCUUUGAUCAGUGAUGUUGUAACAGCUCUUGAAUUUUUAUCCAUACCCAGGAAUGAAGAGGGUUCUGGGAAGUGCAGUAGCGAUGCUAAUCAACGUAGCAAUGGAGAUGUGCAGUACGAUAGCUAGAUGAUGGUAUUGAGGGGGGUAGAGAAUAAGAAAAAGGUACCAGUGAGGCUUUGCAACUGUUUCAUGAAAUUUCAUCAUGUUGUUGUAAAUUAGUCAAGAACUAACCCCAAGCUGAGCUGCAAAUAUUGUAAAAAUUAAUGAACUACACCAAU